AUGGGGCAUGUUGCGAUCUCCCCGGUUCCUGACACUCGCAGUCACGCGCUUCCCUCGCCUGCCGAUGUGCUCGACACCCCGCCAGAGCAACCUCUGACCUUAGCACAAUCACCGGGCUUCUUGAGACGUGCCUUGCGCUUUGAUGACUCUACCGCUGCCCUCCAUCCUUUACCCGAACCCGGCCAUGUCGACGCACAUGCUGUCACAACACCGCCUGCCAGCGACACGCCUUUUCCAGACAUGAAUCUCAUUGUAGGUGGGGCCCUUGCACCUACCCACACAGCACCACCUCGACAUUGUCGGCCUUCGCGACCAAGCCCAGCAGGCCUGCGUCUGCCAUCCUUCCAGGCGCUAGGAAUCGCCGCUCCUCAUCCGGAUCGCUUUGGAAGCCUCAGUUUUCAGAGCGUGGCAGCCCUGGAAAUGGAUGGAACUUCAGCAAAUCUUGCGCGUGAAGAGCCCGACACCGACCUUUCAGCAGCAAUAGGCGCAGGCUACCUCUCACCCUCGCAUCUGGGACCUCGAUUGGGAGAGAAGCCUAGUCUCGCAGGUGGACGAGCGGUCGUGACAUCUAUCAAACACGAUGUCGCGACCCUUACUCCUCCAGCUGAGAUCGGCGAGAUGCAGAGGCUGUCCGUGAGAAGCGUGUCCAAUGCUCCGAUGGACUCGCCCUCGACAGACCCAACAUCAUCCUUCGAGGAGUCGCAGAGUGCUGCUGGCGGGGCAGCAGCAUCUGGAACAGAGCCUUCCGAGAUCUCGACUGCGGCAUCGCAGCCCUUGUGGCUAGAUGGUGCUGUCAAUGUCCUACUGGAGAACUUGCGAACAGCACCCAUGCCUAGUAACCCUCUCAGGGUACUCUCACAUGCACUUCCCAGCCCUUCGCCUGAGGGACACCUAUACUCGAAGGUUAUUCAAGCGAUCCACGGAUCCACACCCACUUCACCUACCAUAUGGAUCAACGUAUUCCACGCGAUACAAGGUCGCUUCAACUUGGCCGACUUACCUACCUCUCCUCCAGCAACACCUGGUCCUCCGAUCGAUGGAGACGACUAUUUCACACAGAAAGUAUUCGACAGUGCCGUUCCGAUAUCCGACUACCAAGAAGACCUUUCUUCGUUACCACGAUCGCCGCGACCUGUCGUCCCUCCUUCAUCAAUAAACAUUUCGAUCGUCGAACGAUACAUCCCGCCGACCAGUGCAAAUGAGUUCCGAGAUAUGUUCAAUCCGAGCGGGCCUUCGAUAUUGGUAGACCGACUCGUCGAGCUUUCGCCGAACAAUGGCAGCCUGGUCUUCGUGUACCCGACAAAGGCAGGUGCCGAUCGUUUCAUGAGGGAGUACCUUGGCCCUAUCCUUGACCCAAUUCUGCGGACGAUCCAGGUCACCAACGGACUGUCGUCUGAUCUCGGUCGCACUCUCGGAACUAUGGCAGCUGCCAGUCAGUUAUCUAGUUACGAUCAGAUGCUGCGCUCAAUGACAAGGCUUUGCACGACUCUGACACAACGGAGCUCGAGCAUGGAGAGGUUCCAUGGGCGAAGAGCCACCUUCUCCCUUGCGCACGCGUCGAAGGAAGAAGUUGUGGUGAAGCGCGAGGUAUGGACGAAGGACUGGUGGGCUAAACAAGAGAAACAACGGAUACGCGACGCGAUGGCCAAGUAUACACAAGAAGCCCAGAAGAAAAGCAGCAACGAACAUGUCGAGAGAGCACCAACACCGACAGAGCUCCUCCAGCAGCUGUUACGCGAAGUUGCCGAAAGGGCCUACGCCUCAGGGCAGGAUCCAGAGGAGACAGAGCGUGGCAUAGAGGUCAGCGUGUUUGUGAUCAAGCGUUUGGACUAG
This is a messenger RNA of Fulvia fulva, 1833 nucleotides long. RefSeq lists its product as uncharacterized. The coding region runs from base 1 to 1833 and encodes 610 amino acids. The record is from RefSeq and is a predicted model, not a curated record. NCBI's taxonomy places the organism in Eukaryota, Fungi, Ascomycota, Dothideomycetes, Mycosphaerellales, Mycosphaerellaceae. The transcript has 2 exons.